CGCGAACAGGUUACGUUCUUAUCAGUGAUAUCAUUUUUAUCUAUUUUCACCUGUUUUUUUACAAUUACUGCUAUACAACGAAAAUGUGAUGUGACCAUUUUAUUUCAGAACACACCUAGUUUUAAGUUUAUUUAUGAAAUUUACCAAAAAUGCGUGCCUUUAAUAAACACCUACUAUUCGCAAUUUUAUGCGUUUUCAUUACCAGUGUAGUUUGUCAACAGGAAACCGAUUUUUCAUUGAGACAAUCCAAUUUAAUAAGUUAUUCUAAAUGCAGGGUAGAUAAAGAUUGUCUGAACAUAAGCAACAACUCUUUCUGUUUUGAUAACGACGCCGAAAAAAUAGGAAGAUGCAAAUGUAGAGAUGGAUUCGAUAUGAUCAGUCGAGAUAAAUCUCAUUUUGAUUGUUUAGCAGCUGCAGGAUACGGCCAACCGUGCGAAAAAAAUAUGCAGUGCCAGUUGAUUUUGACCGAAAUUGCGGAAUGCCACCUUGGAAUUUGUCAAUGUAAAGAGGGCGCCCAUUUGUAUAAAGACGGACGGUGCUAUUUAGGGGUUUUAUUGGAUGAUUUCUGUCAAAGUGACGCAAACUGCUGGUUGCAGGGCGAUAAAUUCGGCAACUGCGUCUUCGGCAGGUGCACCUGCAAAUUCGACAAAGAAGUACCGAACGAAGAUAAAACAGAUUGCAUAACGGGAAAAAAACUAGGCGAGUUGUGCAACAGUGAUGCUGAGUGUUCCAUCACGUACAAUACUCAGUGCAGGGUGAAAUGCCAGUGUGCACCCGAUUUCGUUUUAUCUCGCGACCAAACUAGAUGUCUCAGAGCUGCUACACAAUUCACGGAUAUUUGCGAAGAGAACGACCAGUGCUCUGCUUUUUUGGAAGGAAGCAUCUGCGCUAACGAAACUUGUACUUGCGAAAAGGGUUACCACGGUUAUGGCAAUCGAUGUGUCAAAACAGUGGCUCUUAAAGGUUCUUGUGCCAGUUUGGACGAAUGUAUUUUAGACGAAAGAGAUUCCAACGCGUUAGGUUGUGUGGAUGGUACUUGCGAAUGCCUCAAAGGGGUUGUAAAUGAAACGCUAGGUUGCAAUAGAGGGGAAUUAAUUACGUUUAGUUACAGUGUAGCAGUUUGCUCUGUUAUGUUACACCGGUUUUUUAAUUUUUUAUAAUACAAUUGUUAUUUUAAA
Molecule: messenger RNA, 1178 nt
Organism: Phyllotreta striolata
Lineage: Eukaryota; Metazoa; Arthropoda; Insecta; Coleoptera; Chrysomelidae
Source: the annotation of a GenBank genome assembly